CCCCCCCCCCCCCCCCCCCCGAGCCGUCUGCCUUUGCCGUUCGACGCCUCCGCCGGAGUCAGGGAGCUAGGGUUCGAGGGUCAUCGGAAGAGGAGCUGCGCCGUAGGAGCGCGAGGAGGCGAAGAUGAUCGAGGUGGUGCUGAACGACCGCCUGGGGAAGAAGGUGCGGGUCAAGUGCAACGAGGACGACACCAUCGGCGACCUCAAGAAGCUGGUGGCGGCGCAGACGGGGACGCGCCCCGAGAAGAUCCGCAUCCAGAAGUGGUACAACAUCUACAAGGACCACAUCACCCUCAAGGACUACGAGAUCCACGACGGCAUGGGCCUCGAGCUCUACUACAACUAGCCGCCCUGUCUGACUACACACGCAUGCCCCUGUUAUCAGGUUGAUCUGAAUUCUGAAGUCAUGGGUGCAAUUCCAGUCGUCUUAAGCUCACUCGUACUGGAGUAUAAGCUAUCUCAGUGAGUUAUGUCAGACAUGGUUGUGCCAAACUAUGAAUGACUAUUGACAGCGUCGCAUAUAUUGUUGUGUGAUCAACCUGCAAACCUGGUGUGCUGCUACUCGUAACUGGUGCUAUAAAUAAGAUUGUGCUUAACCUUGGUUGCAGUAAUCGCCAUCUUA
Molecule: messenger RNA, 622 nt
Organism: Panicum virgatum (switchgrass)
Lineage: Eukaryota; Viridiplantae; Streptophyta; Magnoliopsida; Poales; Poaceae
Product: ubiquitin-like protein 5
Exons: 2
Coding region: 125-346 (73 amino acids)
Biological process (GO): mRNA splicing, via spliceosome; protein modification process
Cellular component (GO): nucleus; cytoplasm
Molecular function (GO): protein tag activity; protein binding
Source: RefSeq, a predicted model, not a curated record